AUGUACGCCCACGCAAACGCACACUCAAACUCAAACACAAACACAAACACCCCUAAGCCCCCCAACGACACCACUCCCUCCAGCCCCGGCCAAACCGCAUGGUCCACCCCCGGCCGCGCCGCCCGCGAUUUCCGCAGCGACACAAUCACCACCCCAACAGCCUCCAUGCUCUCCGCCAUCACACACACCACCCUCCUCGACGACUGCUACGUCGAAGACCCAACCACCAACGAGCUCGAGGCCCUCUGCGCCCGCCUCACAGCCCAUGAAUCCGCCCUCUUCGUCCUCAGCGGCACAAUGGGCAACCAAGUCGCCCUCCGCACCCACCUCGGCGCCCCGCCCCACGCCGUCCUCCUCGACGCCCGCUCCCACAUCAUGGUCCACGAAGCCGGCGGUCUCGCCAGCCUCAGCGGCGCCCUCGCCCAGACCGUCCUCCCCGCAAACUCCCACCACCUCACCCUCCCCGACAUCACCCGCCACGCCGUCCUCACCGACGACAUCCACUCCUGCCCCACACGGAUCAUCUGUCUCGAAAACACCCUCCACGGCACCGUCAUGCCCCUCGCCGAAGUCCAGCGCAUCACCGCCUGGGCCCACGCCCACGGCAUCCUCGUCCAUCUCGACGGCGCCCGGCUCUGGGAGGCCGUCGCCAGCGGCGCAGGCACACUCGCCGAGUACGCGUCUGCCGUCGACAGCGUGAGUCUGUGCUUUAGCAAGGGCCUUGGGGCGCCGAUCGGCAGCAUGCUAGUCGGCAACAAGGCGUUCAUCAAGCGCGCGCGCUGGAUCCGGAAGUGUUUCGGCGGGGGCACGAGGAUGUCGGGGGUGUUGACGGCGGCGGCGCGGAGCGCGAUCGAGGACACGUUUCUUGGCGGGCGGUUGGAGGGGAGUCAUCGGAAUGCGCGGCGGGUGGCGGAGGUGUGGCGCGGGUUGGGGGGCAAGCUGGUGUAUCCGGUUGAGACGAAUAUGGUUUGGCUGGAUCUGGAGGCGCAUGGGAUUGCGGUGGAGCGGUUUGUCGAGGCUGCGGGACGGCGGGGGUUGGUUGUUAUGGGGGGCCGGCUUGUUGUGCAUUAUCAGAUUUGUGAGGAUGCGCUUGUGCAGCUUGAGGGGGUGCUUAGGGGGCUGUUGGCCGGGGAGGAGGGCGUUGAUGGCGGCGCGGAAGCAUGA
Molecule: messenger RNA, 1164 nt
Organism: Pseudovirgaria hyperparasitica
Lineage: Eukaryota; Fungi; Ascomycota; Dothideomycetes; Acrospermales; Acrospermaceae
Product: l-allo-threonine aldolase
Exons: 1
Coding region: 1-1164 (387 amino acids)
Biological process (GO): L-threonine catabolic process; glycine biosynthetic process
Cellular component (GO): cytosol
Molecular function (GO): L-allo-threonine aldolase activity
Source: RefSeq, a predicted model, not a curated record